Molecule: messenger RNA, 1100 nt
Organism: Bufo gargarizans (Asiatic toad)
Lineage: Eukaryota; Metazoa; Chordata; Amphibia; Anura; Bufonidae
Gene: MTCH2
Product: mitochondrial carrier 2
Biological process (GO): positive regulation of apoptotic process
Cellular component (GO): mitochondrion; membrane
Source: RefSeq, a predicted model, not a curated record
CACUUCCGGCUCCAGUGAAGGUUUCUCCUUGAAUUCGCGACCCGGCUUCCGUGACGUUUCCAAGAUGGCGGACACGGCCAGUCAGCUGCUGUUGGGCUCCGGCCUGACCGUCGUGUCCCACCCGUUAAUGUACGUCAAGAUGCUGAUACAGGUGGGACACGAGCCGAUGCCUCCGACGUUGGGAAGAAACCUUUUUGGACGUCAGGUGUACCAGCUCCCUGGAUUUUUUGCCUAUGCAAAACACAUCAUUCGUGUUGAUGGCAAGUGUGGACUCUUCAAGGGCUUGACUCCCCGACUGUGCGCUGGAGCGGUGGGCACUGUGGUGCAUAGCAAAGUCUUGCAGUGCUACCAGAAUCAGAAUCAGAUGGAGGAAACUGGAUCGAAACAAAAAGAAAACCCGUCCCUUGAUCAUGUUAUCAAAGAGACCACUAAUGAGAUGAUUGCCCGGUCAGCUGCUACCCUCAUCACACACCCCUUCCACGUGAUCACACUACGGUGUAUGGUCCAGUUCAUUGGGAGAGAGACCAAAUAUGAUGGGGUGUUCGGCUCCAUAGUGACGAUAUACAGAGAGGAAGGACUGCUGGGAUUUUUUGCUGGUCUGAUUCCGAGACUACGGGAUGUGCUCUCCCUAUGGAUCUGUAACAUGGUGGCUUUUGUCAUUAACAAAUACGCUCUGGAAAGUGAGGCAAUGGUUGAGAUGAAAAGCUACUCUCAAGCGGUCACUGGGUUCCUGGCCAGCAUGCUGACAUAUCCAUUUGUCCUAGUGUCAAACCUCAUGGCUGUGAAUAACUGCGGGCUCGCUGGUGGCAGCCUUCCCUACGCCCCUGUGUACUCUUCCUGGACAGACUGCUGGAGUCAGCUCAGUAAAGAGGGAAACACAAAUCGGGGAAACAGCCUGUUUUUCCGCAAGGUUCCUGCUGGCAAGAAAUACGUCUAUGAACAGAAGAGAUUUUAUUAACGUGAACUGCAUCAGGGUCUCGGCCUGCAUCUGCCGCUUUUCACUCUUCGGGGGGGAACGGGGAGAGUUUAAUUUGUACACAUUUUGUUUACAAUUAUGUAUGAUUUUCCUUUUUAAUAAACAUUCAUUAUUGACAGCUCAA